GUCAGACUAAGAUGAUUGUAAAAAGCUGUGUAUUUUUUACUGAUAAGAUUUAAUCCUCAAAUGUAUUUUUGCAGUAUACACUUUGUAAUGUUCACCAAAAACUUCAAGUUUAAGCAAAACCUUUAAUUCUUAAGAUUUUCUGGGUAGAAAAUACUUUGUGGCUAGGUGAGAAACUGAAUUUUCAGUGUGUAGUAAGUAUUUUCCAGAAAAUGCUCCUGGUUUGGUGGCAGUGACUGAACAGCCUGAGAAGGAAAGCGUGUUUGUGUCACUGUGCAGUUAAAGCUACAGUGGACAGUGAUUGUAUAGAAAAGGAUGAAAAGUAUGAUUGUGUAUAAAAGUAUGUAUAUAAAAGGCUGCUUCUGUAGGUAGGCUGUGAUACAGAAAUAGAUCCAUAAAUUAUCAGGAAAGCUGCACUGAUACCAUGAAGGGCACUGGUUGCAGCCAUGCAGAGGUGCUGUGUUAAUUGUGGUGCCUUGGCUGCCUCUGAGAGCUGCUGGGACAGCAUGGUGCCUGAGAACUGGCAUUGCCAGCCUGGGCUUUCCCCACCAAACCCAUGGAAACACUGAGAAUGUGCUUUGGGAUGGAUGCUCCUCUAUGGCAUGGUGGUUUAUAGCCCUGCUGAGUUUAUUUGGUUUAUUAGGUGAAGCUGUAAAGGACCCCACAGCUGUAGAAAGAGCAAAUUUAUUAAACAUGGCUAAACUGAGUAUCAAAGGACUCAUUGAAUCAGCCUUGAGCUUUGGGCGCACUCUGGACUCUGACUACCCACCUUUGCAGCAGUUCUUUGUUGUCAUGGAGCACUGCCUGAAGCAUGGCCUGAAAGUAAGAAAAUCCUUUCUGAGUUACAAUAAAACCAUCUGGGGUCCUCUGGAACUUGUGGAGAAAUUAUAUCCAGAAGCUGAGGAAAUAGCAGCAAGUGUCAGAGAUUUGCCUGGCCUUAAGACUCCGCUGGGCCGCGCCCGGGCCUGGCUGCGCUUGGCGCUGAUGCAGAAGAAAAUGGCCGAUUAUCUUCGCUGUUUAAUCAUUCAGAGAGACCUCCUCAGUGAGUUUUAUGAGUAUCAUGCCCUGAUGAUGGAGGAGGAAGGAGCAGUGAUUGUUGGGCUCUUAGUUGGGCUGAACGUGAUCGAUGCCAACCUGUGUGUGAAGGGAGAAGACCUGGAUUCACAAGUUGGGGUGAUCGAUUUCUCUGUGUAUUUGAAGAGUGAUGAUGACAUUGGGGGCAAGGAAAGAAAUGUACAGAUUGCUGCAAUAUUGGACCAAAAGAAUUAUGUUGAGGAACUGAACAGGCAACUGAAUAGCACAGUUAGCAGUCUACAUGCAAGAGUUGACUCACUGGAGAAAUCAAACACUAAACUGAUUGAAGAGUUAGCAAUAGCAAAAAACAAUAUAAUUAAACUUCAGGAAGAAAACCAUCAAUUAAGGAGUGAAAAUACUCUGAUUUUAAUGAAAACACAGCAUCAUCUAGAGGCAGCCAAGGUGGACGUGGAGGCCGAGCUGCAGACGUACAAGCACUCGAGGCAGGGCCUGGAUGAGAUGUACAGCGAGGCGCGCCGGCAGCUGCGCGAGGAGGCUCAGCUGCGCCAGGACAUGGAGAAUGAGCUGGUGGUUCAAGUCAGCAUGAAACACGAGAUAGAGCUGGCCAUGAAGCUGCUGGAGAAGGACAUCCACGAGAAGCAGGACACCCUCAUCGGCCUGCGGCAGCAGCUUGAUGAAGUUAAAGCCAUUAACGUGGAAAUGUACCAAAAGCUGCAGGUUUCUGAAGAUGCAAUGAAAGAAAAGAAUGAAAUAAUCAGUCGAUUAGAGGAUAAGACCAAUCAAAUUAAUGCAACUAUGAAACAACUAGAACAAAGUGACAAAGAUCUGUUAACUCAAACUAGGACUAUUGCAAUGUCAUUCGUCAAAUGUGCCAGCAAUGAGGCUCAGCACCAGUACAAACUUGUCAAGGAUAUAUCAUUCUGAGAGCUCCUCCAGGCCUCUUGUGUUCAAAUAACUGCUGAUAAAACAGCACUUCAGAGGUUUCCAGUUCAAACUUGAAAGUGGUGUUAGAAAUCCUGCACUGUAACUGAUCGUAGCUGGGUUCUGGUUUGUGUUCUGAAAGAACAUCACCUCCGAUCUCACUUUACCCCUCCUAAAAAAAAACACAAAAAAAGAAAAAAAAAAGUAAAUUACUGCACUAUUAUUAAGCAAAUGUAAGCUAGUUUUCUAAUGCUAUUGAAUCACUUCUUUGUCAAAUUUUAUUUUAAGAGGUUAGAUAUCUUUAUUUGACUGUACAUUUUUAUGACGCUUAAAUCACUAAUUAGUGAUUUUCCCGGUUCUUUGGUACUAAGAGAUUUACAAAGUAGCCCUUCUGGCUAAACCUUCCCUUGUCCCUGCUCACUCCUUUCACUUUUAGGCUGUAUUUACCCCAAAAGCACGCUGUCUGUUGGGUUCUGUGGUUGGCAGGAGCAGCAGUGGCAGGAGCUGGAGCUGAGCUGCCUCAUCUCUGCAGUGUGAGUGCACUGAGGGGAUGCUCAAGCUCCACCUCCCUGGUGUCCUGGGGUAAAACACUCUCCUGGAGUCACAGUGUGCUUGGAGCCUGAUUCCUGAGUGCUCCAGCAAAAAUCCUGUGCCUGCUGCCCUGGGAGGGGGAGCAGUGAGCAGGAUUUGCAGUCAGGGCCCUGAACCUGCCUAACCCGUUUGUCAGCUGCGUCUCUGACCUGGGAUCAGCCCUGUGCUUGUGCCCACAGCCUUUCCCUGCCUCCCUCUGCUGUGAGCUGCUGCUUGCCUGCGCUGCAGGAGAGGAGCUCGGCUGCUCACUGCCCUCAGUACACUCCCUGGUGUUUGCUCUGAGGGCUGCAGUGGGUGUAGAGUGGGAAAAUGGCCUUAGAGUUUUGCAGCAGAAGGGGAUGUUUGUGAAAGUGGGGACAGGAUGCAGUCAGUCAGAAAGGGUUUCUGUUGCAUGGUUAUGUACCGGCUUAUUCCUUGGUUUGGAAGAAGAAACAGCCUUUAACAUGAGCUGGCUACUAAAAAUUAGCUAUCUUCUAACUGUCUUCAAAGAAAACCCAAACCAGAAACACAGAUUAGAACAACAGGAAGACCGUGACAGAAAUGGAAGCCUUAUCCACCUCAGUGUUAUCUAUGCAAACAAGUGUUUCCCACAGAAUGAUCUGCAUGCCAAACCCAGCUCAGCACCUGCCUGAGCCCAGCAGUGCAGCCAGCCCUGGUGCUGGGCUGGGGAUCAUGCUGCAGCUUCAGGCUAGCAAGCUCCCUUUCUGCCCUGCUUGUGGGAACAGCUCUGCAGUUGAUUUGGUGAUUUAGGGAAGGGUUUGACGUGCUUUUGGUGUUGGUGUGUUGUGUAGCUUCAGCUCCUGCACUGGGGAGGAACCUGCUCUGUCCCUGCAUUCUCCUUCCACUGCCACUGCAGAUGUGGUGGGAGCAUCCCUCAGGCCCCUGGGGCAGCUGAGUGAGACACUGCACCCUUGAUAAGGGGGUUUAAUUCCAGCCUUGCUCACCUGUUACCCAGCAGCUUUUGGGAACUCCCUGUGGUGCAACUCCAUCAGCAGAAGCACAAAUGCAGGCAUUGCUGACACAUCUUGUUUUUAGCUGACUCUGGCAGCUGGGAGUCACUCUGUGCUCAGGGAGCUGCUGGGGGUGACAGGUCAGCCCUCUCACUGGUUCCUCACUUUCCUGAGAGGCCCUUGAGGCAGUUGUGCAGAACACAGACAUCAGGUGGGGACAUUCACUGGGAUUUUGCAGGCUCCUGUAUUCUCCAGACAGGUGUAACCAUGACAUAGCACAAAUUCCCUUUUAGUACAUUUAUUUUUGUUACCAUGCACCCACCACAGAGGAACCACAGUGAACCAACGCAUUCCAAGGGAAGUGCCAGCUGAACAAACCUGGAAUUCAGAAAGAAAAGAUUAAAUCAAACAACAAACCCUCAUUUCUUGAUUAAUCAUUUUGAUUUGUCUAUAGUAUGGAGCUAUUUUCACCAGUGUAAGAAUGCAUUAUUUUUAAUACAGACUAUUGAAAUGAAUUCUGAUGUAGUUGAGGUAGCUCUGUAAAUGUAGUGGCAGCUGUCAGGGUGUGUUUUGUUGCUAGGCUAGUCCAGUCUCUUGCUGUCUGAUUGCAGUGCUCUGUAGCAACCUUAUGCCUCAGUUGUUUUGAGCUGCUUUUGCACAACUCCUGCUCUGCCCUGUCCUAAAGGGUGAUCAGUGCAAGCCAAGGACUCACAGACCUUACUUGGGGGAAAAAGCUUCAGAAAUAACACAUGAACGUAUGCUAGAGGAAAAAGAAAAGCUUCAGUUCUAAAAUCUGUAUCGUGCUUUGGCACCUGUUAUUCAUGAGCAUAAAUAAAACAAUUAUUACUUACA
Molecule: messenger RNA, 4346 nt
Organism: Zonotrichia leucophrys gambelii
Lineage: Eukaryota; Metazoa; Chordata; Aves; Passeriformes; Passerellidae
Gene: RUFY2
Product: RUN and FYVE domain containing 2
Exons: 13
Coding region: 595-1956 (453 amino acids)
Cellular component (GO): cytoplasm
Molecular function (GO): metal ion binding
Source: RefSeq, a predicted model, not a curated record